Messenger RNA from Rhizoctonia solani, 1566 nucleotides. Its product is annotated as mitochondrial chaperone BCS1. Lineage: Eukaryota; Fungi; Basidiomycota; Agaricomycetes; Cantharellales; Ceratobasidiaceae. The transcript has 10 exons. Bases 1 to 1566 code for a protein of 521 amino acids. The record is from RefSeq and is a predicted model, not a curated record. Gene Ontology annotation, biological process: mitochondrial respiratory chain complex III assembly; protein insertion into mitochondrial inner membrane from matrix. Gene Ontology annotation, molecular function: ATP binding; ATP hydrolysis activity. Gene Ontology annotation, cellular component: mitochondrial inner membrane.
AUGAGUGUGCGAGAUUCUGCGAGUGCCUCAAGUUCUCUGAUAGUUCGUUCGGAGCGCGGUGGGAAUAAUCGUGGUCGAGUUGAGUGGAGUUACGAUGAUUCGUUCCUGGAACUCGAUCGUCCCUUGGAAGCCCUCGCGCUUAUGCACGAGAGUAUAGCGACAACCGUUGGUCUAGGAAGACAGAUUCCCUCUGUCUUCAGCAAAUCGUUUAAUGCUUUAUCCCCUCACGUACGCGACAGCACGAGUGGCAUCUUGAUUGGUGCUGUGAUCGAUGUCACUCGGAGAAUAUUUGAUGCGCUGUGGUCUUGGAUUAGUACUAACUGCACGGUAACCGCAACAUUUGAGUCUGGAAAUGAGGCUUUCGAGUGGAUCAGUGAAUGGCUUGCACAGCAACCGGGCUAUACCUCAUCUCGGGACUUCGACGUGAUCGCAAGACCUCGCACGCGAACAUUGUCCAGCAUCGCCGUUCCUUCACCUGGAAUGUCGGCUUUGUAUUCCAAACACAGCGCGCCGCAUAACGAUGGAUCUUUGGCUCAGUAUCUCCCCUCUCAUGACAACCGACUUUGGAUGUUCUAUGGUUCACGACUCAUGCGAGUGCAACGGAGCAGAAUGUCUAUGAAAGAAGACUACGGACCAGGAUACAAUAUAGAAAAGAUUACUCUAACCUUGUUCACAUUUUCUCGGACGGCACUUCACGAGCUUAUCGAAAAAGCCGCCCAAGAACACCGUGCCCGAGACCUUGCAGAAAUUCAAAUUCAUAUCGGAGAUCAAUAUGGCAACUGGAGACGACUGAGUUCAAAGCCCCACCGCGACUUUGGAAGUGUGGUGCUGGAGCCCGAGGUCAAGCGCCAACUGCUGGAGGACGCGAACGAGUUCCUGGGUAACGAGCGAUGGUAUGCGGAUCGAGGAAUUCCCUAUCGACGAGGGUAUCUACUUUAUGGGACACCGGGAUCGGGCAAGUCUAGCUCCAUUCAUGCCCUGGCAAGCGAACUCCGGUUGGAUAUUUAUAUUGUGCCUUUAUCGCUCAAGACUAUCGACGAUAGUGUCCUGGCCGACCUCAUCUCGAACACUCCUGAUCGAUGUAUUCUUCUAUACGAAGACAUCGACGCCGCAUUCAUUGACCGAUCUGCGGCCCCACCCGUUCAGGCUACGAACCAUAGAGGCGAGAGCGUCGAAAAGUCCGGGGUCACGCUUUCAGGCCUUCUGAAUACCAUAGACGGCGUACAGGCGCAGGAAGGUCGACUGCUAUUUGCGACCACUAAUCAUCCGGAGCGACUUGAUCCUGCCCUGUCAAGACCCGGACGAAUGGAUGUGAAGAUUGAGUAUAGCCAUGCAACUCGGUGGCAGGCCGAGCAGCUGUUCCGGCUGUUCUACCCUGCAGAACCGAACUCUGAAAAGGAGAUCAUGGACAGCUAUGCAAAAGAAUACGCCGAUACGAUUCCACCGGGCAAAUUCUCGGUUGCACACCUUCAGGGAUAUUUGAUGCGAUACAAGGGACAGCCGAAAGAGGCAGCCAAGGGUGCAAAGGAAUGGAUUGAGGGGGAGCUUGCUAAACUAGGUCAAUAG